This is a messenger RNA of Exophiala oligosperma, 1186 nucleotides long. RefSeq lists its product as uncharacterized. Gene Ontology annotation, cellular component: ribosome; mitochondrial small ribosomal subunit. Gene Ontology annotation, biological process: mitochondrial translational initiation; translation. The record is from RefSeq and is a predicted model, not a curated record. The transcript has a single exon. Gene Ontology annotation, molecular function: structural constituent of ribosome. Bases 1 to 918 code for a protein of 305 amino acids. NCBI's taxonomy places the organism in Eukaryota, Fungi, Ascomycota, Eurotiomycetes, Chaetothyriales, Herpotrichiellaceae.
AUGAAACAUUUUGGGCUCCGCACAACUAAUGUUCUGAUUGGCCACAAUUUACCUGCGAGCUUCAAGUCGAGAAUUCGUCUUCGUCCUGCACCGGCGAAACUUCAAGGUCAACUAUUGCACUCUGUACACCAACUACUUCUUGACCUGAGCACGUCUUCGGCUGGUUCGCGCCCGCUGCUCAAGGGCAAGAUGGAGUCGUUACCGUCGUUGCAGAGAUGUUUUGCACUUUCUCGACCUACGCAACGGAUAUUUUCCACCUCCACGUCCAUCCGAAGCAUGCGACGACGACAACAACAACAACAACCACAACAGCUCCCAUGCUCCUCAUCGUCACGAGCGACGAGAACCUUGACCACCUCGUCGAUACGCCUCGGUGAUCGACAACAAAACCGACAAUCUUCUCCGCCCCAACCCGAACAAUCGUCCAACGUGUCCAAGACCUGGAAACAAAUGAUGGAAUCCAUGAAACCCAUGCAACCGACCACCACAACCACUUCGAGGGAGGGGCCUGGCGGCGCGAGCACCGCCACCGGCAACAUGAGCGCCUUCCGUGGCCAAAAGUCCCAGUCGCGCCUCCUCGCCGGCCUGAACGAGAGCAUCGCCCGGCACGCCCUCGACCAGGACGCCAUGGCGCGGGAGCUCGCCAUGGCGGGGACCUCGUCCAUCGCCCUCCGCCUCAAACCGUCCCUCGGACGCACGGUCGACGGCGUUUACGGCGAACCGGCGCGGGCGUUCCGUGCGCUCGAACGUAAAUGUUCCGAGAACAAGGUGAAGAGCGACUCGAUGGCACAAAAGAGGCACGUGCGACGGGGCCAGAGGAGAAAGGACAUGCGCAUGCUGAGGUGGAGAAGGUUGUUCAGGGAAGGCUUCAUCGCCGAAUGUGGCAAGAUCAGGAGGAUGAGGAAGCAAGGGUGGUAGGGAGGGCGGACCGUUUCCCGCGGCCCUUCGUUCGAUAGGUACCCGGGGAGGGGGAGGAAAGAUACCUCUCCGUGGUCACAUACACAGCGAGAACAAGUGCAAGAGAGAAUGUAAAAAUAUGACUGUGUACAUUGCACACAUUGUACGGAAACGCUUUUUUAGAUUCAGGUAGGUAGAAAAAUCUUCAUAUCGGUCCAUGGCGGAUGAUGAGAACGUCGAAAGCUUUCCCAAGUUCGCCGGCGUCUACUUGAGACUCUAUACACUCUGC